Messenger RNA from Ooceraea biroi (clonal raider ant), 702 nucleotides. RefSeq lists its product as uncharacterized. NCBI's taxonomy places the organism in Eukaryota, Metazoa, Arthropoda, Insecta, Hymenoptera, Formicidae. Gene Ontology annotation, molecular function: odorant binding. The record is from RefSeq and is a predicted model, not a curated record.
GAAAUAUCAGAAUUCAGUUGGUGAAUUAACUUUACACUAAUUGUUCAUUCUUGUUGUUAAAUCCAAGAAUAUGAAGAGACUUGCACUCUUUGUUCUAGGUCUCGCAGCUGCCGUAAAUGCAGAUUAUGGUGCAAAGUUAGAUGUAACGGACAUAAACGAUUUGGCGAGUAGAUUCGAAACCGACGUGGCAACAAUACAAGAAUGUUUGGACGAAACUGGGAUAACCGUAGUGAUAUUAAUUGAAGCGAGGAAAAAGUGGAGGUAUAUGCACGAUAAUGGUGAUAUUGAUGACGAAACCAAAACAGUUUUUCUGAAGCACAAUUCUUUCAUAGCGUGCAUGUUGGAAAAAAAAGAAAUGAUGAAAGACUCGAAAUUAAUUGCCGACAAGAUACUGGAAAUACUUCAGAAUGAUAAGAAUAUAAAAAAACCUCGAGCCAAAGAAAUCGUGACAGAAUGCGUGACUUCAUUAAACGAAAAUCGUGAAAUGUCUCGGGAAGACAGGGCAUUCGACUUGGUGCUUUGUGCCUUCUCCGAUGAAAACGAAAGAUAAAAAACAAGGAGAAUUCGUGCAAUCUACGGGGAUAACCAGACCGGACCGCCAAUCGUGAUAUUUCCACAUAUUAUGCAUUAGUAACAUUGUACAAGAGAAUCUUUUCUGUCAUCGGAGUUUAAGUAAAAUAAAAUGACGUCUCUGUAGAUGUA